This is a messenger RNA of Metarhizium robertsii ARSEF 23, 681 nucleotides long. Its product is annotated as oxidoreductase, short chain dehydrogenase/reductase family. Bases 1 to 681 code for a protein of 226 amino acids. The record is from RefSeq and is a predicted model, not a curated record. The transcript is spliced from 4 exons. Lineage: Eukaryota; Fungi; Ascomycota; Sordariomycetes; Hypocreales; Clavicipitaceae.
AUGGCUCAACGACCGUUCGCUAUUAUUGCAGGGGUUGGUGCAGGAACCGGCGCUGCCGUCGCCAGACGAUUCGCAAAACAGUAUCCCGUUGCACUCUUGGCAAGGUCAUCUAAGUUUGCGAGCGAGCUGGUCUCGCAAAUCGAGGCUGAUGGAGGGAUCGCUGCCAGCUUCCAGGCCAAUGUCUCGGAUGAAGAGAGCAUGAACCUCGCCUUUGACGCGAUCAAGGAGAAGUUUGGAACCAAAUGUGCGGCCGCAAUCUUCAAUGCUAGCAGUCGUCCAUUUCCCAAGCCGUUCCUAUGGCAGUCUCAGGAUGACCUGGCUUAUGGCCUUGACAUCAGUUUAGGAAGCACAGAAUUUGUGCCCACACUGAUUUUUACUGGCGCAACGGCCUCCGUAAAAGCGAACGCUUGGAUGCAGCCAUUCACCGUCUCUAAACAUGCGCUGAGAGCACUGUCGCAGACUCUGUCUCGCGAAUUCGAACCGCAAGGGGUGCACGUUGCCCAUGUCAUUAUCGAUGGAGUUAUUCGAAUGCCGUUGACGAGAUUAUUAAAACUAUUUUCAGCUUGGGAUGCAAAGCUAGAUCCUGAUGCGAUCGCCGAGAGCUACUGGCAUCUUCAUGCGCAGAGCACUUAUUCCAUGACGUCGGAGAUUGCUAUUCGACCGUUUUGCGAGACUUGGUAG